AUGCCACGUAGUGUCAACUCCGAUCAUUUUCGUUUCCGAUGGAAGAUAUCCUCCAAUCAGUUCACCAAUGGUGAUACGUAUCUCCCUUUACCCUCUUUCCACCCUCACAUUCAGAAUUGGGCGUCAGAUAUCGAUCCUGCAAACAUCAACGGGCUCUCGGCUUUCAGAUUAACAUGUAGGAAAUUUCACCAAGAGGCCUCCACAAGAAUCUGA
This is a messenger RNA of Kwoniella botswanensis, 213 nucleotides long. RefSeq lists its product as uncharacterized. Lineage: Eukaryota; Fungi; Basidiomycota; Tremellomycetes; Tremellales; Cryptococcaceae. The coding region runs from base 1 to 213 and encodes 70 amino acids. The transcript has 2 exons. The record is from RefSeq and is a predicted model, not a curated record.